AUGUUCGACUUGGGAAGUGCCUCUCGCAGCGGCAGUCAGGCCAGCUUUCGACCAGACUUGAAGUCUCCUGCCUCCGACAUGAACUUGGGUGGACGGUUCGGUGCGCAGGGCGGGUCCUCGACAAGUCUGGCCCUCCCACCCGGACCUCCUUCUAGGAUGGGCUCGAGACCAGGAACGCCAAGCGGAAGAAGCAAGGCCUGGGUCAAUCCGCUGGAUGUUCACUGGGCUAGAGCUACACCGACAGCACCGACCCCGUUGAAGAUUCACCCUCUGGCGCAGUCCAGCAUCGAGCUUCCUCCCCCAACGCCAACCAAGUCCGACGCGGGCUCUGUCUUUGGUGAAGAGGCAGAUGAUAUGGUGGAUGCUGUCAUGGCCUCGGUGAAGAAGCAAGAGGAAGAAAACAAGGAAAAGGCGCGAGAGAUGGAGAAGAAGAAGGAGACGGCACGUUUGGAAUUGGAGAGGUUGGAGAGGCAAAAGUCAAACGAGUCCAUGCUGCCUAAAUCGCCGGUUGAACGACAACAUCAGCUGUCUUUUUUUGACAGACCACAAAACAGUCCGACAUUGCCUGGGCCAAUGUUCCGGGGCAAUGUUGACCAGAGACCCAGCAGCCGAGGUGGUCCACGCCAGGAUAGCCCUAUCAGUCCAACCGGAGGUCAGUCACCUACUAUUCAUCAAGGUCCCCCUCCUACCGGGCCGCCUACCCAGUCUCUUCCCCAGCCCCCCGGUCAGGGACCGCGUCAAGGACCACGAGGACCUAAUGAAGCUAGAGGGCCACAGCAGACCAACACUCCCCCGUACAGUCCAACUCACAGUCCAACUGAGGCAUCUCGGGGCGGUUUCCCCCCGAAGGCUGCUCUGGGUCCCAAUCCGAACGAGCCCCCCCGGGGCCCUCCUCGGAGCUCGCCUCCUGGUCUUCGAAACGGACCGCAGAGCUUUCAUCUUCAUGGUCCACAACAGCGCAAUUCUCCCCCGCAAAGUGCCGGUCCGUAUCGUCCGCCUGGACCGCACAACAAUGGACCAAGGAACGGUCCUCCUGGCCCUGGCCCACGAGGUCCCGGCUUUAAUGGACCACGAUCUGAGAGUCCCAUGCGCAGGCCGAUGGCACCGGGGCAGUACCGAUCCGAAAGCCCUGCGCGCAGGCCAAUGGGCAGCGGAGGGCGUUCAGAGUCUCCCGGACCACGGUUUAUGGGAAAUCAUCAACGUCGCCCUGAAAGCCCUGGCCCAAGGUUUAGGGGAAAUAACGAGUUCCGAUCAGAAAGUCCCAGACGUGUGCCUGGGAGCAAUGGUCCUGGCCCUCAACAGUUUCCUCCUGGAAUGGGUCCCCGACCCGGACCGGGCCCGGUUCCUCGCCCACAGGUUAAUACCACCUUCGCCCCUCGUCCACAACCCGAUGCAGCGGCCGUCUCUAGCCCCCAGGUCGAUGCUGCCCCUGAGCUCCCAACGCCGGUGAGCGAGGCCAGAAAGUCACCGCCCCUUAUUUCUACACUGACAUCCCCUACGCCGUCAACUGCAAGAUCAUCUGUUGAUGAUGAAUUUCUGGACCAGCUUACCACUCCGCCUGUUAUCCGGGAUGUCAGUGCGAAGCGGGACACUCUCCAUGCGACUCACCGUGCUGAACAGAGCUUGUCUAUGAAGAUAGAAGAGCUGGAAAAGACCAUCCUCUCUCAACAUGUCUUGAAGCCAAGAACGACAAAUCUGGCCCCUGCGCCUGUCAACCACAGAAUGAGCACCGCGAGCAGCUGCUAUAGCAACGACAUGCCCGAUGCGAAGGACGACGAGCAUGAUGAGGACGACAACGAUGAGCCAAUCUUGUCUAUUCAACCUGCUCCAUUGCGGAUCCCCUCUCCUCUGCCUCCUUCCGUGGCGGCUGCUGUCACAAGCCCAGUCCAGUCCCCUGGAAGUCCCAUCCGAGCACCCAAGGCCGGUCAAAGGCCCAGACGCCCCGGUCUUGAGGAAUAUGGUGUUGCCAGCAGCCAGCUGAGCUCUCCCCGCGCCCGCGUCCCAACCCCAGUACCCGCCACCCUGACCAGCCCAACAGACAACAACAGCAUCCGUAGCUUCCACACAGCCAACAACUCUCCUCCCUCUCGCUCCACCACACCCCUCAAAUCCAAGCCCAGUCUCCCUAUCCUCGUCCCUCCUACAACCGCAUCCACCACCGCCAUCUCCCCAGCCGAACCGCCCAAACCAAUCCCCUUCAUCGACACCGGCUUCCAGUUCGACUUUGGCACUACCACCACCACCACCACCGGCCCCUUAACCCCCGACUCCUCCCACUGGCACGUCAGCUCCCCCGUCACCGAAUCCGCCGCUGCCCCAGGCGUAGCUAUCGCCUCCGCCCCCGCUCCCACCACCACCUCACCAUCAUCACCAGAGGAUACCGACCUUCCCAAAUUCACCCGCCCCAACGUCCCCCCCCCCCUCAAGCUCAAGUUCAAUUUCUCCCCCGAGGCCUCCUCCCGCGAUCCCACCUUUGGCACCCUCACCCCACCGUUAUACUCGGCACCCCCCAUGAUCGCCGUCAACGACGGCCGUCCGUCCACCUCGGCGGGGUACAACCCUUUCCCCCACGGCGGGCUGCAAGCCUCCCCGCAGUUGAUCUCUCAGUUUCCAGAAAGCAUGAAGGACGAGAACAGGUUGAGUUUCAUGGGGAUUGGCGUGGCGAGGGGGCCGAGCAUCAGGGAGGUGAGGAGGCCGGGGACGAGCCACGGCACCGGGCAGGGGCAUAGAAUGGUGGAUAGUUUUGGGACGGGGUUCAUCUGA
Messenger RNA from Podospora anserina S mat+, 2763 nucleotides. RefSeq lists its product as uncharacterized. The record is from RefSeq and is a predicted model, not a curated record. Bases 1 to 2763 code for a protein of 920 amino acids. NCBI's taxonomy places the organism in Eukaryota, Fungi, Ascomycota, Sordariomycetes, Sordariales, Podosporaceae. The transcript has a single exon.